Molecule: messenger RNA, 1110 nt
Organism: Saxophila tyrrhenica
Lineage: Eukaryota; Fungi; Ascomycota; Dothideomycetes; Mycosphaerellales; Extremaceae
Exons: 1
Coding region: 1-1110 (369 amino acids)
Biological process (GO): proteasome-mediated ubiquitin-dependent protein catabolic process
Molecular function (GO): endopeptidase inhibitor activity; proteasome binding
Source: RefSeq, a predicted model, not a curated record
AUGGCGAACAACUCCUCCCCCACCAACGUCCUCUCCACCACAUCACUGAGCCGCUACAUGGCCCAGUCGCUCCCGCGAGACGCCUCACCACAACUCAAUAAUGCCUUCGAUUCCAUCGCACUGGCUGCACAUGCGAGCAUGCUAGCAGUCGGCUUCCGCCUUGUUGGCCUGGGGGAAGACCACCGCAUCGAAGCCGACUCAGAUCCGUCAAACCCGCAACCUUUACCCUCAGAAUGGAACGCCAACAGCGGAAGCUACAGCUUCAGAUAUGCUCAUACCCAGAGUAGCAUGCAAUACCUGCUCAAGAUCAGCAGGAUGGCCAACAAAGCGAUUAUCAUGGGCAUGGGAAUGGGCGACGACAAGACUUGCAGUUUCGACAUCACAGCACGAGAUUACGUGUCAGAGGGCAAUCUCCCAGCCACCCCGGUAUCAGAAGAGAAGAACCAAGAGGAGGCGAGCAGAAGUCUGACGGAUGUGUUCAUCUCAGCUGGCAGGUUGAGCGAUUUUGGCAGCAUGAUGCAAUUGAACGUGAUUCAGAAGCUCAUACCGAGCUUGCAAAAGGAGGGCUACGAGGAGAAUAGGGCAGGACAGUCAUCACGAACAGACCCACAACGCCCGCGCGAGCCUCAACAACCUAUCUACGACCCACUACGAGACGAUCGAGAUCCGCCAGCUCGGCCACGGCCACUCCACGAUCCGCUUGCGAUGCCACCACGCAGACCGAUACCAGAGCCGAUGCCUGGGUUCGAGGACGAAUACGAGACACUGCGUCCGCCUCGAGGUGGAGUGCCUGGACCUGGCCUGCCCCAUUACGGCGACAGAGACUUGUACCCGCAAGGGCUGGGACCACGCGAUCCAAUGUAUGGCGGUGUGGGGCCAGGGCUAGCACGUCCAGGCGGUGGAGGUGGGAUGCAUCCGACGUUCGACGAUCCGCUGUUCGCAGGGCAAGGGCAAGGAGGCUACGACCCGCGAGCGCCGCCGGGAAGCAGAUAUGAUCCAGUCGGGCCGGGCAUGGGUGGUCAUCCACGCGGUGCUGGGAUGGGUGGCAGGCCGCCAGGAGGUGGACCACCUAAUCCAUUCGGCGGUUUCGGAGAUGGAGACUUUAUAUGA